AUGCGUCUGGAGACACCACAUGACGACCCCGAGGAUUCUCGGGCUCGUUUCGAGAGCAAGUCUCACGAACGCACAGACAUCAUGCUGUUGGACGGUUAUGACGAGAGUGAGGGCACUGUGGUGAUUAACAUCAACGGACGCUGGGGCAGCAUCUGUGAUGACAACUGGUCUCUCAAGGAGGCGACCGUUGUGUGCAAACAACUGGGUUUUCCCUACGCUCUACAGGCCACUACUCGUGAUUUCUUCGCUUCAAAUGGAAUGCAUCCCUAUUUAAUGGAUGACGUCAGCUGUACCGGAAACGAAACCAGGCUCCAGGACUGUAACUACUGGGAUGAGCACGAUUGCAGUAAUCGUGAAGAAGCUGGAGUGGUUUGUCUUAAUCCAAAUCUCAAGGCAGACCUCUACAACCCUCGUAAUCCUCAGAUCCACGGAUUGAGCCAAAAUCACAUGCAGGCAAUGCGACAGCAAAAAUUCGGAGUGACAGUUGGCAAACAGUUUGGUCCGAACGCAGGCAUCGUCAUGAUCUCAAUCGAGGAGCCACGGUCACAAGACGACGCCGACGCGGUCACGGUCGUAGGAGGCGUCUGUCCGGAUCGUUUCUUCGGGCCUGAGGCAAAUGUCGCCUGCAGGUCCAUCGGCUACCCGUAUGCGUCGGCAUACAAGAAGGUGAGCCGGCACAUUUUGCCACCCGUAUAG
Molecule: messenger RNA, 696 nt
Organism: Dibothriocephalus latus
Lineage: Eukaryota; Metazoa; Platyhelminthes; Cestoda; Diphyllobothriidea; Diphyllobothriidae
Source: the annotation of a GenBank genome assembly